Messenger RNA from Pollicipes pollicipes, 1041 nucleotides. RefSeq names its product protein lines. The coding region runs from base 1 to 1041 and encodes 346 amino acids. The transcript has 3 exons. The record is from RefSeq and is a predicted model, not a curated record. NCBI's taxonomy places the organism in Eukaryota, Metazoa, Arthropoda, Thecostraca, Pollicipedomorpha, Pollicipedidae.
AUGAGGACGAGCCGGGCAGCGGCGGCCGUGGCGCCCGACGCCGAGGCGCUCACCGAAAUCAAGUGCUCGAUCACGGCCCUGCUGGAGAACCGGUGGGUGCCGGUGACGCAGCGCUUCUGCCAGGUGCUGACGCGGCCGGCGCACGAGACGGAGGUACUGGCCUUCCUGCGGCUUUGGGCCACCAUCAUCUCGGUCAAGAACAACCUGAGCAUCGUCGAGACCAAGUCGUUCUACGGCCGUCUGGAGGGCCUGCUCGGCUCGCUGGGCACGGACGCGUCGCCACACGUGUGGCGCGCCGUGCUGGACCUGUACGCCGAGGUGCUGUGCUACGGCAGCACCAUCGCGCUGCAGGACUGCGUGGCCGAGGAGCCGGCCAGCCUGAAGACGGUGCUGCUGCUGCUGAAGGCGCUGGCCGUGACGGUGAAGGAGACGCGCUGCGAGAGCAGCAGCGAGGCGUCGUCGGCGCGCUCGGCCGGCGGCUCUGGCUCCGAGGAGCAGGACAUGGCCAUCAUCGAGCGCACGCUGCGCGACGUGGUGCGCCGGCUCGACGCCUGGAUCAAGGCGCGCCUGCCCUUCCACCCGGAGACGCCAAUGAGCGAGUGGGCCGUGCUGCUGCUCUGCGACCAAGACGACUACCUGGUGGAGGCCAUGGUGUGCCUGCUGGACCUGUGCGGCGGGCUAGCCGACCGCGUGCGAGUGCAGCCUGACUUCGAGCGCGCCAUCGACGCGCAUCGCAGCUUCGUCCAGUUUCUGAGUACGGUGCGCAGGGACCACGACCUUCUGCUGGACUUCCUCAUCUCGAACGAGACGUGCUUCCUGCUCUACCUGCUGCGCUACCUCAAGUACGUGCGGAGACACUGGGACCGCUUCACGCUCGCGUGUGCCGGCAAGCUGGAGGAGGUGAUGACGGUGUUGAUUCGGCUGCGCAUGUCGCUGGAGCGGCUGGUGGCGCGCGACCUGUUCCCCUACAACGUGGCACCGAUCCUCAAGCUGCUCGAACGCUGCGAAGAGCUGUACGAGCACAACCCGCGAGCCGGCUAG